Auanema sp. JU1783 is the source of this 1506-nucleotide messenger RNA. NCBI's taxonomy places the organism in Eukaryota, Metazoa, Nematoda, Chromadorea, Rhabditida, Rhabditidae. The record is from the annotation of a GenBank genome assembly.
AUGAGCUUCCACAGCGUUGUUGAGAAACAACGGGCUUAUUUCAACACUGGUAAAACCAAGAGCAUCCAAGAACGUAUUUCUAACCUACAAACUUUGCGCAAACUUGUCGAAGACAACACUGAACAGCUUUGCGAUGCUGUUUAUAAGGAUCAUAGAAGACUUCCUGCGAACACGUUUUUCUUGGAGAUCAGCAACACCAUUCAAGAGAUCGAUUAUACAAUAGCCAAUCUCAAAGAAUGGGCUCAACCUACUUAUGUUGAUAAGACUGUUGUCAAUGCUCUCGAUCAGCCUAUGAUUGUCAAGGAUCCUCUCGGAGUAGUUCUGAUCAUCUCACCAUGGAACUACCCAGUAGCCAUGCUAACACUUCCUUUAGUUCCUGCUAUUGCUGCUGGAAACACUGUAAUUCUCAAGCCAUCUGAAGUUUCUAGUAACACCGCUGCUGCUAUUGAAGAAUUGUUCGCAAAGUAUUUCCCAGCCGAGUACAUUAGUGUGGUGAAUGGAGGGGUUACUGAAACAACAGAGUUGUUGAAAGAAAGAUUCGAUCAUAUUUUCUACACUGGAUGUCCACCUGUAGCGAAGAUCAUUAUGGCUGCUGCCGCCAAACACUUGACUCCAGUCACAUUGGAAUUAGGUGGCAAAUGCCCUGUUAUCGUCGAAGACGAUGUUGACUUGGACAUCAGCGCACGUCGAAUCGCCUGGGGAAAAUGGAUGAACUGUGGUCAAACAUGUUUGGCACCUGAUUAUAUUCUCGUUUCGGAGAAAUCGAAACCGAAGUUGAUUGAAGGAUUCCGUAAAUACUUAAAAGAAUUUUAUGGCAGUGAAAUGAAGGAAAGCAAAGAUUACUCUCGAAUCAUCAGUCAACGCCAUUACGAUCGUAUCUCUUCGCUUCUUGAACAAACCAAGGGAACGGUUUUGUUCAGUGGCGGUGAACGAGAUCGUGAUGAUCUUUUCAUUCCCCCUACGAUUCUUGAUGUCCAUGUAGACGAUCCUUUCAUGCAGGAUGAAAUUUUUGGACCUGUGCUUCCUGUUGUUACUGUCAAAGACUUGAGUGAAGCUAUUGACUUUAUUAAUAAGGGCGAAAAACCUUUAGCCGCUUAUAUUUUCACCUCCAACGAGGCCAAGGCUAAGAGAUUGUAUUCAGAAACAAGCAGUGGAGGAGUUACCAUCAAUGAUGUCAUCAUGCAUAUUACAGUUGACACUCUGCCUUUUGGUGGCGUAGGAACUUCCGGAAUGGGAAGAUACCGUGGUAAAUACGGAUUCGAUACUUUCUCUCAUGAGAAGUCUGUGUUGAAACGCGGUUUCUUCGGAGAAGCCUUGCAAGCGGCACGUUAUCCACCGAUGUCAGAGAAGAAACUUAACAAUCUGAAGAUGCUCACCGGUAAACGAAUCGGCAUGCCCGGUUUCGUUGGAUGGAUUGGACGCUUGCCGGUAAUUGUUCUCUCAAUUGUCUUCGGAAUGUUCAUGCAGGCAAGUGACGGGGAUAUUUUGGUAGAAUUCUUGUUGUAG